UCGGCGCCCUUUCGAGUUAAUAAAAUCCAUACCAGUUUUUCUUAAUUACAACGAUAACUGUGCUUCCUGGCUCUGCUGCUGCCGUACCCACAAACUCCUGCCUCUACUGCGUACCCACAAACCCAAGAGAGGGACAGAGUAGUCGGCGAUUGAAAACCUCAAGUGGGUCUGCUAAUUCUGCGCCGCCGUGGUUAGGUAUCAUGGAGGUUGACGAGGAAAGCCCUACAUCACCUCCUCCUGCAGAGGCUUCUGAUUUGAUCCCUGAUAGUGAAAGUGUGCUUCCUGAUGUUAAUACUACUCCAGUACAGCCAAUCCAGCCAAUAGUUCCACCAGUGGCUGUGCCUCCUAUUGCUCCAAUUCCGACGAUUCCUCCUCUCCCUGUACUACGCCCAUUGGCACCUCUCCCCAUCCGCCCUCCUGUUUUGAGACCGCCCAUUACGCAAAAUGGUGAGGUGAGAGCAAGUGACUCAGAUUCAGACCAUGAUGACUCUGGCCCAACACGGACUACUUCAGGUCCAACUGGGGAAUAUGAGAUAUCAGAAGAGAGCAAACUGGUGAGAGAGCGGCAGGAAAAAGCAAUUCAGGAGCUUAUGAUGAAGCGGCGUGCUAAAGCUCUCGCGGUGCCUACUAAUGACAUGGCUGUCCGGACUCGUCUUCGCAAGCUUGGUGAACCUAUGACCCUUUUUGGAGAAAGAGAGAUGGAAAGACGUGAGAGGUUGCGGACAAUUAUGGCAAAACUGGAUGCUGAAGGGCAGUUGGAGAAGCUGAUGAAAGCUCAUGAAGAGGAAGAGGCUGCAGCUUCUGCUGCAAAAGCAGAUGCUGAGGAAGAAAUUGUUCAGUACCCAUUUUAUACAGAAGGCACGAAGGCUCUCUUGGAUGCUAGAGUUCAUAUUGCAAAAUACUCUCUUGUGAGGGCAGCUUUGCGUAUUCAACGCGCACAGAGGAAAAGGGAUGAUCCAGAUGAAGAUAUUGAUGCAGAGAUGGAUUGGGUGCUGAGGCAGGCAGAGAAUUUGACGCUUGAUUGCAGUGAGAUUGGAGAUGAUCGGCCACUUUCUGGUUGUUCAUUCUCAAAGGAUGGAAAACUGCUGGCUACCUGCUCUUUGAGUGGAGCUGCUAAGUUGUGGAGCAUGCCUCAAGUUACAAAGGUUUGUGCAUUAAAAGGACACACAGAGCGCGCUACUGAUGUUGCAUUUUCUCCUUUUAAACAUGACCAUCUUGCUACUGCCUCUGCUGACCGAACUGCAAAGUUGUGGAACACUGAAGGAUCUCUCUUAAGGACAUUUGAGGGCCAUCUGGAUCGUCUUGCGCGGAUUUCCUUCCAUCCAUCAGGGAAGUACCUGGGGACCACUAGCUUUGACAAGACAUGGAGAUUAUGGGAUGUAGAAACUGGUGAGGAGUUGCUUCUUCAAGAAGGUCACAGUAGGAGUGUCUAUGGGAUAGCCUUCCACCAUGAUGGAUCACUGGCAGCAUCUUGUGGACUGGAUGCACUUGCUCGUGUUUGGGACCUUCGAACUGGCAGAAGCAUUCUUGCAUUGGAAGGCCAUGUCAAGCCGGUUCUGGGAGUUAGCUUCUCUCCUAAUGGCUACCAUUUAGCCACGGGGGGUGAAGACAAUACUUGUCGUGUCUGGGAUCUUAGGAAGAAAAAAUCUUUGUAUACUAUACCGGCGCAUUCCAACCUUAUUUCAGAAGUAAAGUUUGAGGCUCAAGAAGGAUAUUUCUUGGUAACUGCCUCCUAUGAUAUGACAGCUAAGAUUUGGUCAGCCCGAGAUUUUAAGCCUGUGAAGACACUGGCUGGACAUGAAGCAAAAGUCACGUCUUUAGAUAUUGUUGGAGAUGGGCUUUACAUAGCAACCGUUUCACAUGAUCGGACAAUCAAGCUGUGGUCUAGCAGUAGCCAUGAGAAGGAACAGGCUAUGGAUGUGGACUGUUGCUAAAGAUGAUAAUUUUGUUUUCUUUACUCUCUCAAAUUCAAUCUGCUCUUCUUGAACCAAGAUCUGACGCAAGCUGUGUUAGCUGGAUAUUCCAACAAGUAUAAGAUGUAACAAGUAAGAAAUUUAAAAAGAUGAGUUCUAAGAAGCUGAGAAUGCUGCUAAGUUGUCGAGCAUGCCUCAAGUACAAAAAGUUUCUACCAAUGUUUCAUUUUCUUGUGCUUAGCCAUCUAGCAACUGCCUCAGCUGACUUGACUGCAAAGCUGUGGAAUGCUUUGAAGGGUCUGUCCUGAAGAAAAGAGGGCCAGCCUGACUGUGACGACUAUCAUCCAUCGGGGAAGACUUUGGGGUUGGGGUUUUCUGUACGAGUUUUUAUUUUUUAUGGUCAACAUGACGGACCAUUGGCAGCAUCCAUCUUGUGGUCUUGUUGAGGCAGUUAAGACACUUGGUUCUUUUUCUUUUGGUUUUCCUUCAAAUUAGUUUGAAGUAAAUUCCACCUAUCUAAUCUAUUAACAUGAUAUUUUGGAGUUUA
This is a messenger RNA of Corylus avellana, 2460 nucleotides long. RefSeq names its product WD-40 repeat family protein / small nuclear ribonucleoprotein Prp4p-like protein (gene LIS). Gene Ontology annotation, molecular function: U4 snRNA binding; U6 snRNA binding; protein binding. Gene Ontology annotation, cellular component: U4/U6 x U5 tri-snRNP complex. Gene Ontology annotation, biological process: mRNA splicing, via spliceosome. The record is from RefSeq and is a predicted model, not a curated record. Lineage: Eukaryota; Viridiplantae; Streptophyta; Magnoliopsida; Fagales; Betulaceae.